UUCACAUUUCUAUCAUUUUAUCAUCUUUUCCCCAAAACUACUUCCACUAUGAUGCAUAUAUAAAUAAACGCACACAGAGCUUCACACAAAGCUUUCGUUCCACGCUCUCUGGUCAAGCUCCCAAAAGCAGAGUCGUUUUACCAUAUAGAAAUUGCAUCCACCGAUCCUCACAAAAUCUUUCACUAAUAAGCUAGAGAGCUCUUUCUUUUUCUUCAUUCACUAGCGCAAAAAAUCAAACACCAUGUCUUCAAAGGACUGCGGCCACCACCACGGAAAGAAGUGGCGAAAGAUUUGGAAGCGAAUCUUCGCCGGAUUGCUGAUCUUCUUUCUCAUCGUUCUGGUAACGGUUCUCAUCAUCUGGGCCAUUCUGCAACCAUCCAAGCCCCGUUUCAUCCUCCAAGACGUUACCGUUUACACCUUCAACGCCUCCAUUCCCAACCUCCUGACCUCCAAUUUCCAAGUCACCAUAUCUUCCCGGAACCCGAACGACAAGAUCGGCGUCUACUACGACAGGCUCGACGUCUACACCACCUACCGGAACCAGCAGAUCACGUACCGUACAGCCAUACCGCCGACAUACCAGGGCCACAAGGAGGUCAACGUCUGGUCGCCUUUCGUCUACGGAACCAACGUCCCUGUCGCUCCCUACAACUCCCAGGCACUGCAACAGGACAAGUCCACCGGUACGGUCUUUAUCAAUAUCAAGAUCGAUGGUCGGGUUCGUUGGAAAGUCGGUACCUUCAUCUCCGGUCGUUACCAUUUCUACGUGAGGUGUCCUGCUUAUAUUAAUUUGGGGCCCACCGGCCCCGCUCCUUUGAACAAUGGAAUCGUCGUCGGCGCAAACGCCGUCAAGUACCAGCUGGUGCAGAGAUGCAGUGUCAGCGUAUAAAUUCAAUCCUGGUGAUGAUGAUUAUAACCUUGAUUAAGAUUAUCAACUAUAGAUGCCUUCUUCGUAUUGUCCUACUUAAAUGCGUUUUAGUUUUCUUAAUAUUAUCUUCUUCUUCUUCUUCUUCUUCUUCUUCUUCUUCUUCUUCUUUUUAAUUCGGGACCUCAGUUUGUGCUCAGAUCGAGUCCAUAUGCUGUAUUGGGUAUAUACGUAUGGGUCUUUGAAUUGUACAUUUUGCUAUACAAUAAAUUUGAGAAAAAUGAAAGAUACACAGAGGCAUAGCAAAAUUACAAUCCGUGAAAUUUAAAGUUGUGGAAUAAUUCAUAAAUUGUGAAAUAAUCAUAAUAUCAUUAUCGAUAAGCAAAAGUUGGGUUUC
Molecule: messenger RNA, 1262 nt
Organism: Ziziphus jujuba (common jujube)
Lineage: Eukaryota; Viridiplantae; Streptophyta; Magnoliopsida; Rosales; Rhamnaceae
Product: NDR1/HIN1-like protein 1
Exons: 1
Coding region: 242-889 (215 amino acids)
Biological process (GO): defense response to other organism
Source: RefSeq, a predicted model, not a curated record